This is a messenger RNA of Seminavis robusta, 1348 nucleotides long. The record is from the annotation of a GenBank genome assembly. Lineage: Eukaryota; Bacillariophyta; Bacillariophyceae; Naviculales; Naviculaceae.
UUCUCAUCCUCGGAAAUUGCAAACCGAUGUUCUGUCUGCCUUGCUGCCAAUGAGAAGGAAACUGAAACACAACAGCCAACAAUCCCUGCCAACAACAGCAGCGACAGCUUACUGUCAUACAUCAAGCCUUCCUGUCUGAAUAUUUAUCUAUCGAAUUGAUUGAUUAUAUUAUUAAUUAAGAAUGACCUCAUUGGUGCGACCCCUUUCUCUGGCAAGUCAACGAUCGCUCCUCCAUUUGAGUAGUAACGGUAGUCGCCGCAGUAUGGGUCUGUGGCCCAAAAUCCGUCCAGUCCGCAUCAAGGUGAUUACCAUGGACGUGACGGGUACCAUUGUCUCAUUUCGAGGAACGUUGGAAGAACACUACGUGGGCGCCGCGGAAAAAUCGGGGAUACCGUCCAGUCAACUCCAACACAAACGAUUUGGCGCAUCCUUCAAUCAAGCCUAUAAAGAAUGCUGUGAGAUGCAUCCCUGUUUUGGUGGCAAUAUAAUGUCGGCCAAAGAAUGGUGGCGCAUCUGCGUCCAACGGAGUUUUCAAUUGGCCGGUGUGGAAAUGGAUCCCCAUCAACAAGAUGUCGUCUUUCAACGCAUUUAUUCCACAUUUGGCAGUCAUGCCGCGUACGAAUCCUUUCAAGAUGCCAAACCAUUUCUGCAAUGGGCACGACGCAGUGGACUCGUCACGGGCAUUUUAUCCAAUGCCGAUGAACGAUACGGCGAUUCCAUAUUGCCCAUGCUCGGGAUUACACUCGAUGAAGUGCAAUUUCAUUGUUUCAGUAAAGAUUAUCAAAUCGAAAAACCACAUUCCCAAUUCUUUCAAGCCGCCAUUCGAGCGGCUGUGCCGUGGUUGUUGGCAAAUCAACCUACCAAGUUUCAAAAAGAACAACAACUGUUGUUGCAACCAAAAGGAAGCAGUGUUGUCAAUUUGGACGCCAUUUGUGCCCCUUCCGAGGUACUGCAUAUAGGCAAUGACUACGAAAAAGAUUUUGAAGGAGCCAGACGAGCGGGUAUGCAUUGUGUCUUGUUGGAUCGAUAUGCCGAAGACGAAAAGGCAGCCGAAUGGAAACGACGAGGAGCACCCGUCUUGAAAGAUUUACUCGAUGUCGUAGAGUUUCUAGGUAGAAGCAAUUGUCGGUUGGGAUGAAUAUCAAAAUGACAAUGACAAUAUCAACGACAAUCAUUCUUUCCAGCAGAGAACAGAGGAGGAUACAAUCUUGACGCAUUAACGAGACCCACAGUCAUAACAAUCCAUCUUUUCAAUCAUCGCAAGUUAGUUAGUGAGACUACGGUGAGGAUGGCCCGACUAUCUAUAGACCGGUGUUGUUGGUGUUGUCGGCUGAUAUUUCUACUACUA